Molecule: messenger RNA, 297 nt
Organism: Arachis ipaensis
Lineage: Eukaryota; Viridiplantae; Streptophyta; Magnoliopsida; Fabales; Fabaceae
Source: RefSeq, a predicted model, not a curated record
AUGAGAAAAACAAACAACAACAUUACAGUAACUCAAGCCGUCGAGCAGGAAGAGAAGGAGAGAGGAGCGAUUCCAGAAGUCCGCCAGUCACAGAACCGCCGAGCAGAGGCGCCGACGAGACAAAACUAUCGACGACGACAGGAGGAGAGAAAGGAAGGUGAAAGGCAGAGGCGCCAGAGAGGAGCGAGUGAGGAAAGGCCGCCGCAGGGAGGACGGAGUGAGGAGGGAGCUGAGCUGCUGAGGAGUGAGGAGGAGCGAGUGAGGAGGGAGUGGGUCAGCGAACGCCGAAAGGGAUGA